AUGGUGGAGUACUAUGAAGCCCUGGGCAUUCCCCGCAGCGCCUCCUCUGACGACAUAAAAAAGGCGUACAGGAAGGCGGCGCUGAAAUGGCACCCGGAUAAGAACCCGGAGAACAAGGAACACGCCGAGCGGAAGUUCAAAGAGAUCGCGGAGGCCUACGAAGUGCUGUCGGACAAGAGCAAGCGCGACCUCUACGACCGCUACGGCAAGGACGGGCUUACGGGGACCGGGACCGGGGAUCCCCGGGGUGGUGCCGGAGCUCCGGGCUUCACCUUCACCUUCCGCGGUGCGGACGAGGUCUUCAGAGAGUUCUUUGGGGGACGAGAUCCUUUCGCCGACUUCUUUGAUGACGUGGGCCUGUUCUCAGAUCUGCAUGCCGGAGGCCCGCGGGGCCACGGACGGGGGGGCCCCUCUGUUGCCUACUCCUUCUGCUCCUACGCCUUCCCGGAGCAGUCAGAUUUCUUCUCCUCGUCCUUCAGCCCCGGCACCGACCCCGGAAUCGGCUUCCGCUCGGUUUCCACCUCCACCACCUUCGUCAACGGCAAACGCAUCACCACGAAGAGGAUCAUCGAGAACGGCCAGGAGCGGGUGGAAAUCGAGGAGGACGGAGAACUGAAAGCGACAGAGGUGAAUGGUGAGGAGAAGAGCUGCUGGGUCUCUGGCUGGGGGUUGCGCAGGGCCGACGUAGCCAAAAAUGUGGAGCCUCAGGUGGGGCUGCACCGCCAGGAACAGCACGACAUCCUGAGCUCUGCGUCUGACUCCCCCACCCUGCAGCACCCCCAGAGCACGGCCUCCUCCUACGUGCUCCCCGAAGAGGAGGACAAAGAUCUGCACCGGGCCAUGGCCUACAGCCUGUCAGAGCUGGAGGACGUGGGGCAGCACCGAGCGGACGCCCGCGGCUCCAAGAAGAGACGGGGCAGCUCGCGGCGGGCCCGCAAGGGGGCCAGCGAGGAGGCGGGCGCUGCCCUGGCGCCUCAGAGCAGGACCAAGGGAGCAGAGAGCCCUGGCGGAGGAGACAACGCGAAGGAGGGGGAGGAGAGGACGGCCGAGGUGCAGAAAGUGGGGAGCAAUCCAGGAGCUGCGGGGGGUGGGUUGGUGCCGGAGGAGAGCGAGUUCACGCUCAGCGACCUCAAGUCAGCGCUUGCUGAGAUCGAGUCUGCUCCUGACGACAUGGAGUCGGUCGUGUGUGUCCUCCUGUGA
This is a messenger RNA of Terrapene triunguis (Three-toed box turtle), 1200 nucleotides long. It is a transcript of the gene DNAJB2, whose product is annotated as DnaJ heat shock protein family (Hsp40) member B2. Gene Ontology annotation, biological process: positive regulation of proteasomal ubiquitin-dependent protein catabolic process; protein refolding. Gene Ontology annotation, cellular component: endoplasmic reticulum membrane; cytosol. Lineage: Eukaryota; Metazoa; Chordata; Testudines; Emydidae. Gene Ontology annotation, molecular function: ATPase activator activity; Hsp70 protein binding. The transcript has 8 exons. The record is from RefSeq and is a predicted model, not a curated record. Bases 1 to 1200 code for a protein of 399 amino acids.